Messenger RNA from Dermatophagoides pteronyssinus (European house dust mite), 601 nucleotides. RefSeq names its product golgin subfamily A member 7. NCBI's taxonomy places the organism in Eukaryota, Metazoa, Arthropoda, Arachnida, Sarcoptiformes, Pyroglyphidae. The record is from RefSeq and is a predicted model, not a curated record. Gene Ontology annotation, cellular component: palmitoyltransferase complex. Gene Ontology annotation, biological process: protein targeting to membrane; peptidyl-L-cysteine S-palmitoylation.
UGAGAAAUAAAUUUAUUUUAUAACUUUCAUAUGAUUGUUGCCUGAAUUUGUUCUGAAUUCUGAUUGUUAAUCGAUCAAUCUAAUUAAAUUAAUCAAGAUCAUCAUCAUCAUCAUCAACAUUAUGGAUCAGACAAAACCACCGACAACUUCAACAAACAUGAAAAAAAUUUUCAUCCAACGUGAUUAUAGUCAAGGAACAAAUAUUCGUUUUCAAACAAAAUAUCCGAAAGAAUUGAUCGAAGAUGAUGAUAUUAAAAAUAAGAUUGAUGCUCAAACAUUUACAGAUUUUAUUGUUACAUUGAAUACAAUGUAUGAAGAAGCUGAACGUAUGAGUACAAAAGUUUGUUUUGAAAGUUGUAUGGCUUGUUUAACCGCAUAUCUUACCUAUUUAUGUUUCGAUACACAUUUUGAUAAGAGUUUAAAGAAAAUAUCGGCCUAUAUUAGUGAACAAAACGAUAUUGUUUUCCAUCCUCGUGGUGUACACAUUACCGAUCCUAUUGAAAGAGGACUUAGAGUUAUUGAGAUCUCUAUCACAAUCAACAAUGAUUCAAGAUGAAAUAAUUACCAUGGAUUUGACUCAUUUUUUACCCGAAACAAUGUU